This is a messenger RNA of Malania oleifera, 2453 nucleotides long. Its product is annotated as vacuolar protein-sorting-associated protein 33 homolog. Gene Ontology annotation, biological process: vesicle-mediated transport; intracellular protein transport. Lineage: Eukaryota; Viridiplantae; Streptophyta; Magnoliopsida; Santalales; Ximeniaceae. The transcript has 21 exons. The coding region runs from base 163 to 1971 and encodes 602 amino acids. The record is from RefSeq and is a predicted model, not a curated record. Gene Ontology annotation, cellular component: vacuole; CORVET complex.
UUGGCCUGAAUGUAAACGGGAAACCUUAAGAGUCGAGAGUAGAAGUAACUUUCAGGCUUCCGGGUGAACUUGGAAGUCCCCAGUGACGGUCGUCUUCUUUUUCAUUCCGGCUGCUCGCAGUGGCUCCACACACACACACGGGGGGAGAAACUGAGAGAGAAAAUGGCUCAGAUUCCCAACUUAGACAACUCCCCACUAAAUCUCACGCCCCUCAGAGAUCAGUCUCAGAAAGAGCUCAUAAACAUUCUGAAGAAUAUUCGAGGAAAGAAGUGUUUGGUCAUCGAUCCGAAGCUUGGCGGCUCGCUGUCGUUGAUUGUCCAUACAUCUCUCCUCAAGGAACAUGGGGUUGAGCUGCGGCAUCUUUCUGCAGACCCUAUUCAGACUGAGUGUGCCAAAGUGAUAUACCUUGUCCGCUCUCAGAUUAAUUUGAUGAAAUUCAUAUGUUCACAUAUUCAUAAUGAUGUUUCAAAGGGUCUUCAGAGAGAGUAUUUUGUAUAUUUUGUCCCUCGUCGCACGAUUGUGUGCGAGAAAGUUCUUGAGGAUGAGAAUGUGCAUCACUUGAUGACUAUAGGGGAAUACCCAUUAUAUGUUGUUCCACUGGAUGAGGAUGUGCUAUCAUUUGAAAUUGACCUUGCUUAUAAAGAGUGCCAAGUGGAUGGUGAUAUGAGUUCCCUCUGGCAUAUUGCUAAAGCUAUCCACAAGCUCGAGUCUUCUUUUGGAGUGAUACCCAAUGUGAGGGCCAAAGGCAAAGCAUCAGUACGUAUUGCUGACAUUCUUAAUCGCAUGCAAGUAGAAGAACCAGUUAACUUAUCUGAUAUGGGUGUUCCAGAGAUAAAUACUCUCAUUCUUCUAGAUAGAGAGGUGGACAUGGUCACCCCUAUGUGUUCUCAAUUAACAUAUGAGGGGUUGGUGGAUGAGUUUCUUCGUGUGAAUAAUGGUUCUGUGGAACUUGAAGCAUCUAUCAUGGGCGUCCAGCAAGAGGGGAAGAAGAUAAAGGUUCCACUUAAUUCAAGUGACAAACUGUUCAAGGAGAUACGAGAUCUCAACUUUGAAGUUGUUGUCCAGGUUCUACGUCAAAAAGCAACAUCCAUGAAGCAGGACUAUACAGAUAUGACAACUACUACUCAGACAGUGUCCGAACUAAAGGAUUUUGUCAAAAAGCUCAACUCAUUGCCAGAAAUGACUAGGCACAUAAAUCUUGCCCAGCAUUUAUCUACAUUUACAUCAAAGCCAUCAUUUCUUGGGCGGCUUGACAUGGAGCACACAAUUGUUGAGGCUCAGAGUUACGACAUAUGCUUUGAGUACAUUGAAGAAAUGAUCCAUAAGCAGGAGCCUAUUUUCCAUGUCCUACGCCUUCUGAUCUUAUUUUCAAUUACAAAUUCAGGGCUGCCCAAAAAGCAUUUUGACUAUUUGAGGAGAGAGCUACUUCACAGUUAUGGAUUUGAGCACAUGGCUACUCUGAAUAAUUUAGAAAAAGCUGGACUGCUUAAGAAACAGGAGUCAAAAAGCAACUGGAUGACUAUUAAACGUGCUCUGCAACUAGUUGUCGAUGACACUGAUACAGCCAAUCCCAAUGAUAUUGCUUAUGUGUUCUCUGGAUAUGCACCUCUAAGUAUUCGCCUUGUUCAGCACGCAGUUCGAUCUGGAUGGCGUCCUAUUGAAGAAAUAUUGAAGCUAUUGCCUGGACCACAUUCAGAAACAAAGAGAAGUGGAUUCUCAAGCAGUGCAUCAUUUGACUCUUUGACGGGUGCUGCAGCAAAUAUGGACAGGCGUUCCCUUGUAUUGGUUGUAUUUGUUGGAGGGGUAACGUUUGCUGAGAUUUCAGCUCUCCGUUUUCUCAGUGCGCAGGUAUGUUUAGUUUUGCAUUAUAAUACUGCAUGCAUACUCACAGGCACACGAGCACUUAUAACACGCCUGUGGACAUGCAUGUUCACAUGCACGCACACAGAGUGUCUGAACCCAUGCAGAUAGCUAUGGCACAAAAUGAUACGGAUUAAACUCUGUUGAUUUUGUUGAUUUUUUUGAACGACUGAUAUUUUGUGAAUGAGUUGGCACUCUCUUGAUGAUCUUUUGAAUGCAAUACUCUUUGCUACUAUCAUGAUGUUUCCUUUGCUUGUUGACUUGUGAAGGUAGUAGUGAUGGCAUCUUGAAUUUGCUGUUCUUUUCUUUCCAAUUGUUAAGGUAAUAUAGAAAAUCAUAUGAGGUGAAGAGAAGCAUGGGAAAGGAACAUGAUUACUUGUUUUCUUUUUAAUUUUAAUUAUAGGUUGGGAUGUAUUCAGGGUCUAAUUUUUAUUUUUUGGUGAUAGAAAAAAAAAAUUUAUCGAGAGAAGAAGAGUAAACAUUCUUAUGUAGCAGAGAUGUGGUUGCAUUGUGGAUUAUUAUAGUUGCAUUUCACCAGAAUCUCCUUUUUGUUAAUCUAUGAUUUAUUUAAGUAUGGUUAUUUUUGGCUUGAA